Amoebophrya sp. A25 is the source of this 254-nucleotide messenger RNA. NCBI's taxonomy places the organism in Eukaryota, Dinophyceae, Syndiniales, Amoebophryaceae. The record is from the annotation of a GenBank genome assembly.
CGGCUGCUGUGUUUUUGGACAGUGAAUUUGUGAAACAACAAGAGACGACGCCGGACUAUGGAGGUGUUACAAACAAAAGACGUCGCUGACUCUGGUUUGCACAUUCCUCCUGGGCGUUUGUCAUUGUUCAACUACGGGCCAUGGCAGUCCUUAUUGUUUUCAUACUUACCGACCAAGGUUGGCAUAUUCGUGAUUGUCAUACUGAUAUAUUUAUCAUAGUUAUUUAUCGUACUUCUUAUCUAUCAUUGCCAAUG